Molecule: messenger RNA, 1166 nt
Organism: Mauremys reevesii (Reeves's turtle)
Lineage: Eukaryota; Metazoa; Chordata; Testudines; Geoemydidae
Product: latent-transforming growth factor beta-binding protein 4-like
Exons: 6
Coding region: 117-1088 (323 amino acids)
Source: RefSeq, a predicted model, not a curated record
GCCAGGCGGGUACAUAUAAUCCUCUCCAGGGGCAGGAUGAUGCCACAGACUGUAGAGCCUGCCCAGCAGGUAGAGUUUGUACCCAGGCUGGCUUGCCCCAGCCAGACUCGGAGUGCAUGGCUGGUUAUGUGUGUCCGGUGGGGUCUUCCAGCCCUCAUGCUCGCAGCAACGCCUGCCCUCCAGGCACAUUCAGCAACCAUCUCCAUCUUUUUGAUAAGUCUCAGUGUGAAACAUGUCCUGCCAGAUUCGUCUGUACGAGAGGAACAGGGGGGAAGCAGAAGCCCCCUGUCCCAUGUCCAGUUGGUCACUACUGCCCCCCAGGCACAAAAUAUCCAGCUCAAUACAAGUGUGCCCCAGGCACCUGGAGCAAUAGGACAAGCCUGGCAUCAGAGGAGGAGUGUUUGCCCUGUCCUGCAGGCUGGUUUUGUGUGGCAGGAGCUCAUGUGCCUUCAGGGAGAUGCAGCCCUGGACAUUACUGCCCAGAUGGUACACGGACAAGCACCCAGUUCCCCUGUCCUGCGGGAACCUACAGUACCAGGCUGGGAAAUGGCCGAGUGGAAGACUGCAUUGCCUGCCCCGUGGGAUCCUACUGCACAGAUGGGACCUCCAAGCCAACUCUAUGCCCAGUAGGAACUUACCGCAAGGAGCAAGGAGCAAAGGUGUCUGAAGACUGCGUCCCCUGCCCUGGAGGAUACCACUGCCCUGAGCUUGGCACUGUGGCUCCCCAAGCGUGUGGUGCUGGCAGAUUUUCAGACCCAGGCUCUGCCUCCUGCUUGUCCUGUCUCGUUGGACAUUACUGUGCUGAUGAAAUCACCAGCAGGGAGGCCAUGCUGCUUGCUAUGGUUUGCCCUGCAGGCCUGCUGUGCCCCGAAGGACAGGCAGUCGCUCCAGAUGCCAACGGAAAUGCCUGCCCAAGAGGAUACUACUGUCCCCGGGGUGACAUUGUAAGGGGAUCUGUUUGGUUAUUGUUAUUCACCAUUCUCUCAUCUUCUGGGCUUUGCUUUUGGGAAGCUAGAGUGGAGUCAGUCUUGCUGCUGGAGUCCUUACCAGCUCUAGGCUGUUUGAUCUUUUUACUCUGGUUUCCAUGAUUUCCUGGUGUUCAGAGAGCUUGGUGUUUGCCAUAAUGUUGGGCAUCUUUACUUUUCUCUCUGACUUCUUUCUUACCU